AUGUUAAGCAAGAGGACAUGCAUCCCAAGAAUAGCAAAAACCUUAAGAAGGAACUAUGCCUCGUCUUCGGUGGCUACAUUUGCAAAUCCAAACAUUGAAAUGACUACGUUACAAAAUGGAUUAAGAAUAGUAACUGACAGUACUCCGGGCCAUUUCAGUGCAUUAGGAGCAUAUGUUGACGCUGGAUCAAGAUUUGAGAAUCCAGAGAAACCAGGUCUUUCUCAUAUUUUUGAUAGAUUAGCAUGGAAGUCUACGGAUCAAUACAGCGGAGUUGAAAUGAUGGAGAACUUAUCGAAGUUAGGUGGUAAUUAUAUGUGUUCAGCACAAAGAGAAUCUAUGAUAUAUCAAGCUUCCGUCUUUAACAAGGAUGUGGAUAAAAUGUUUGACUGUAUUGCUCAGACCAUUCGAGCACCAAAGAUUACUGACCAGGAACUUGUAGAAACCUUGCAAACUGCAGAUUAUGAAGUAAGUGAAAUUGCUUUGAAACAUGAUAUGUUUUUACCGGAGGUGUUACAUUGUUCAGCAUAUUCAAAUAACACUUUGGGGUUGCCAUUGUUUUGUCCCCCUGAGAGAAUCCCAAUGAUAUCGAAGGAUGAAGUAUUGAACUAUCAUAAAACUUUUUAUCAACCACAAAAUAUUGUUGUUGCAAUGGUAGGUGUUCCCCAUGAUCAUGCUGUUAAGUUAGCUCAAUCUCAAUUUGGAGAUUGGAAGUCAUCAUCUUUGCAAAGACCAGAUUUGGGUACUGUGAACUACACAGGAGGGGAGAUAGCAUUACCAUACCAACCUCCAAUUGCAGGCAAUUUACCAGAACUUUACCACAUGCAAAUUGGGUUUGAAACAAAUGGUUUGUUAAAUGAUGAUCUCUAUGCAUUGGCUACGUUGCAGAAAUUGCUUGGUGGAGGUUCUUCAUUUUCGGCGGGAGGACCUGGUAAGGGAAUGUUUUCCAGAUUAUAUACUAGAGUUUUAAAUCAAUAUGCAUUUGUCGAAAACUGUAUGAGUUUCAAUCAUGCAUAUAUAAACUCUGGUUUGUUCGGAAUUACAAUAUCAUGCUCACCUAAUGCUGCCCAUGUAAUGUCACAGAUUAUUUGUUUCGAACUCUCUAAGUUAUUAGAGAAGGAUCCAGCUGAAGGGGGUCUUACUGAAAGAGAGGUUAAGAGAGCUAAAAACCAGUUAAUCAGUUCAUUGUUGAUGAAUGUCGAAAGUAAGCUUGCUGCUUUAGAGGAUUUAGGUAGACAGAUCCAAUGCCAAGGCAAAUUAACAACAAUUGAUGAGAUGAUAACAAAGAUUGAGAAAAUAACUGUUGAGGAUUUAAGAAAAGUUGCGGAAAAAGUUUUGACAGGUAAUGUUGUUACCAAAGGUAUCAGUUCUGGUAAGCCAUCGGUAGUAAUGCAAGGUGAUAGAGCAGCAUUCGGUGAUGUUGAAUUUGUUCUUCGUCAUUUUGGUUUAGGGAAAUUUGAUGGACCUCCUUUGACUAAACCAAGAGAUUUCUCUAGUGGUAUUGGCAAUAAGAUAAGUAAAUGGUUUUAA
This is a messenger RNA of Debaryomyces fabryi, 1527 nucleotides long. It is a transcript of the gene MAS2, whose product is annotated as mitochondrial-processing protease subunit alpha. The record is from RefSeq and is a predicted model, not a curated record. Bases 1 to 1527 code for a protein of 508 amino acids. The transcript has a single exon. Gene Ontology annotation, molecular function: metal ion binding. Lineage: Eukaryota; Fungi; Ascomycota; Pichiomycetes; Serinales; Debaryomycetaceae. Gene Ontology annotation, cellular component: mitochondrion.